Messenger RNA from Coccidioides posadasii C735 delta SOWgp, 2679 nucleotides. Lineage: Eukaryota; Fungi; Ascomycota; Eurotiomycetes; Onygenales; Onygenaceae. The record is from RefSeq and is a predicted model, not a curated record.
AUGGCUCUUCCGGACUGCUUCGUCCUCUUUUCCCGCUGCCAGAAUGGUGAUCGCACGUUCUGCCUCUUCGCCGUCCUCUUGGUUCUUUCCGUGAUCCUUGUGUCCCUCGUCGUCUGCAGGUCCAGAAUCCCGCUCUCCUCUUCCGAUACCAUCCAGACCAGCACGGCAGAUAAGGCCUGUGCGACUCGUCGGCAUACUGGGAUGACAUCCCAUAAUCCUGAGAAACAAAGAGUACUGCACAAUCAGCAUGCGAGGUCGCUCCGUGACAAGCUCCGGCCCUGGACGACCCCGGUGAAGCUGCUUAUAUAUUUCAGCGUCCUCUUUAUCGCCCUGGCGAUCGCUCUCGCCUUGUUCCUUACCGACCCGGGGGAGGCAGAGGAAGACACAGACGGCCGCGAGGAGGCCGCCCGGUCGCUGAAAGAUGUCGAUCAUGUCAUCAUCUUCAUGCAAGAAAACCGAUCAUGGAAUACGUACUUUGGAACAAUGGCAGGCACGAGAGGGUUCCAGGAUCCCAAUGUCCAGGUCAACCCUGACGGCUUGCCUGUUUGGUUCCAGAAAGUCGAUUCCGAUCAAUCCACCGAUACCAAGACCCUCCUCCCAUGGCAUCUGGGAUAUCUCGGAGGAAACUGGUCUGAGGCCAUCCAGUGUAUGGCUGCCGGGAGUAACGGCUACCGCGCAAACCAAGCAGCCCUGAACUACGGGCUGAACAACCAAUGGGUGACAGAUAACACCCCAUGGAGCUGGGGAUACCUGAAAAGGGAUGACAUUCCGGUUCAAUUUGCUCUUGCCGAAGAAUGGACGGUGGCAGAUAUGUAUCAACAAUCACAAAUAACGUCAACGAACCCUAAUCGUGUCAUGCUGGUGAGCGGUUCCAUCAACGCUCCUGGCAGCCCACAGAGCCCGGACGAAGGAGGAGUAUAUCUAGACAACACCGAAACUCCGGGUUGUGAAAAGCCCAAUGUAAACUGCUACCCCCUGAAAUGGAAAACCAUCUUCGAGCUCUACGAAGACGCCGGAGUAUCCUGGCAAGUCUACCAGGGCGAAGACAACUUUGACGAUAACCCCCUUGCUUGGUUCGAGCAAUACCAGAAUGCACGGCCUGGUACACCCUUGGCGGACAAGGGCAUGGCCUUUCUCGGGCUGGACAAAUUUUACAAAGAUGCCGCAAAGGGAACAUUGCCACAGAUCAGCUUUAUCGUAGGGCCGAGAGAGCUGUCCGAGCAUGCGCCGUAUUCGCCCAAGGAUGGUGCGUGGCUGCAGGAGAAGGUCGUCGAGGCCGUGACCAAGAGCCCAAAGUACGGUAAGAGCGUGCUGAUGAUCAGUUUUGACGAAUCUGGUGGAUGGGGCGACCACGUUCCGCCAUACCACUCGCCGACAGACACGCCAGGAGAAUGGAUCGAUGACUACUUGGGAAUCUUUGGAAGAAUUUUCACCGGUCCUGGCUUCCGCGUGCCGUUCUACAUCAUCUCCCCCUGGACCCGUGGCGGUCGAGUCCUCACCGAGCACUCAGAUCACACUUCACAGAUUCUCUUCAUCGAAGAAUGGCUCACUGCCAAGGGCAUCGAGAACAUCAAAUCGCCCGAGGUGGUCCCCUGGCGGAGAGAACACAUGUCGAAUCUCGUCAACGCAUUUGAUUUUGAAAACGCACGUACCCAAACCAUUCUAUUCCGGAUCUAUAUCAGACACGUCGAACUAACUCUAUACUUCCAGCCCGACCUCUCCCUCCCUAACCUCCCCAAAGCCGAACUCCCCCACCGCGAUGAAUCCGGAAACUGGGACGGCAGCGCGUACUGCGAAUCCCUCUACCCGGAGACCCGCCCUCCGGUGCCCUACGACUCUCAACCCGAUCGCAUGCCCACCGACCUCGUCGAAGAAGGUUACAAGGAAUGCAUCGGCACCCUCACCGAGGGCCGCUUCCUCGUCUUUUCCACCACCGAACAAUCACGCCUCCUCCUGCACUCCAACCCCGACGACCUCACCACCACCGACGCCACCAAUGCUGAUCCCGAUUCCGAUUCCGAUCCUGAUCUCGACUAUAGCAGCUUAUAUCGCCACCGUGACGCCCGCUGGGUCCUCCACUACUACAACAACAAUUCCACCUCCUCCACGGACGUCAACACUACCGCCAUCAACCAGGACCCUCCAUAUCUCCUAUCUAGCGGCAACCGACGCGUCUGGCUGGGCGAGGAGGGCAAGCUCGUCCCACGCCGUGACGCGGUCGCCAUAGAUAUCGAUUUCGUGCGCGGCGAUGGGGAGGACAAGGGCAAGGGUUAUUACAUCAAGUACCACGAUCGAGACGACGGGUAUAUAUCCGUUAAUGAGGAUGGGGGUGUGCGUGUUGGCGAAGAGAAGACGAAGUUCAAGGUGUUGAGCGUGACGUAUCAUGAUUGAACAUACAAAAGAAAAGGAGGAAUAUGCAUGGCUGGCUACAUACGAUCGUUUUACGGAAUAUAUAUAUUGACGAAUGUUUCACGACGACUGGGGUUCCUGGGAAGGGUUAUUUCGUGUGGGAAUAGAGACAAGGGAGUAGGGCGCAUAAUUGGGGGUCAAACCGGGGGGAUAUUUGCUGAUUAUUUAUUAUCAUACACUCUUGUUUCUUCCCCAUCAAGAAGGGAAGAUAAAAUUCCAGCACGGCUAAAACCUAUUCAGGCAUAGUUGAGACUAUAAAAAUUUAACAGG